AUGUGGAACCAAACAUCCCACGUUGAAUUCAUAAUUGUGGGUUUUUCUGAACUUCCACAGCAUCAGUUAGUAUUGUUUGUCUUAUUCUGCUUCAUUUACCUCCUGACCCUGCUAGAAAAUAUCCUUCUCCUUGUGAUUAUUUUGAGUAACAAAAACCUUCGCACACCCAUGUACUUUUUCCUAGGAAAUCUUUCUCUUUUAGAUGUCUUCUAUGUAUCAGUGACAAUGCCCAAGUUGUUUUCCAAUUUUUUAUUGGGUGAAAAAACUAUCACACUGAAUGGCUGCAUCACACAGUUGUAUUUCUUCCAAUCCUUGGGUUCCUCUGAAUUCUUCCUCUUGGCAGCAAUGGCCUAUGACAGGUAUGUAGCCAUUUGUCAUCCACUACAUUAUACCUCACUCCUGACUUAUAGAGCUUGCAUGAUCCUGAGCCUUGGUUCUUGGUUUGGUGGUUUCCUUGCAUCAUUGCCAUCUGUAGUGAUGAUAUCCAACUUAGAGUUCUGCAGACAAAAUAACAUUAGACACUUCUUCUGUGAUGUUUCGCCAUUACUGCUGUUGUCAUGCACUGACACUUCAUUCAUUGAACGGCUAGACUUCGUGGCAGCACUAGUAGUCUUCAUGCCUUCAUUGGGGAUGACUGGAAUGUCUUAUGUAUGCAUCUUCUAUACAGUUGCAAAGAUAUCUUCUGUAAAGGGGAAGUAUAAAGCUUUUUGCACCUGUGCAUCCCACCUCAUAGUUGUUUCUAUGCUCUAUGCCACUACCAUAUUUGUGUAUGCUCAACCAAAGGCCAUUGCAACUUUUGAUACCAUGUUCAUGUCCAUUUUCUACAUAACGGUGAUCCCAGUUCUUAACCCAAUUAUCUACAGUCUUAGGAACAGAGAAGUGAGGCAAACUUUAAGCAGAGCCUUAUGUUUUUUGGAUGUUUUGAAAUUGAAAGACUAA
Messenger RNA from Anolis sagrei ordinatus, 939 nucleotides. Its product is annotated as olfactory receptor 226-like. Lineage: Eukaryota; Metazoa; Chordata; Lepidosauria; Squamata; Anolidae. Gene Ontology annotation, biological process: G protein-coupled receptor signaling pathway. Gene Ontology annotation, molecular function: olfactory receptor activity; G protein-coupled receptor activity; odorant binding. Gene Ontology annotation, cellular component: membrane. The record is from RefSeq and is a predicted model, not a curated record.